Molecule: messenger RNA, 3099 nt
Organism: Sander lucioperca (pikeperch)
Lineage: Eukaryota; Metazoa; Chordata; Actinopteri; Perciformes; Percidae
Gene: swt1
Product: SWT1 RNA endoribonuclease homolog
Exons: 17
Coding region: 107-3028 (973 amino acids)
Cellular component (GO): nucleus
Source: RefSeq, a predicted model, not a curated record
GUCCAGUCUGCGGCGGUAAUGUAGCAACCAGAUGAAGAAAUAGGCGUAGUAGAAGAAGAAAGAAGCGGAAGAGCGGCGGAUGUUUUGAUCUGUCGGCUUACAGAAAAUGUCAAAAAAGUCAAAAAAGAGAAAGCGCAAGAAGUUGUCAUCCUCAAGUGAAGAAGAUGAGAAGGCAUCCAAGAAACGAGAUGUUACCAAGAAGUGCAAACAUGGCAAGAGAAAGCAAGAUGUAAAAAGUCAGGAGAGCUGUGCAGCAAAACCGGAAAAUUGUGCUUUUUCUACCGUUAAAGAUGUUUCCCAAAGCACCCGCCAGAUCAAAAAGCCUGUCUACAGACUGGCAAAAACACAAGCAACAGACCAGAAACCUGUUAAUAAGGAAGAAGAAUGUACAAAAUCAAAACGUGUCUUAGUGCCAUCCCAUUGGGGAAAAUGCUCUAGUAAAGCAAAAAACGAUAUUUCAGGGAACGAGAAUACUGUCAGUGGGAGUAAGACUGUGAAAAUGGGACACUUAAAAUCCUCGAACAAUGCAGGUACAGUUCCUCAGAGGACAGACAAGACAUCUAAUGAAAGAUCAGAUAAAAAGUCUUCCCAAAGGAGCCCAUCCAAAAGAAAAAAGCAGCUAAUGAGUCCCAGUUUGGUUUCUGCUGAACAGAAAGAACAGAGGCAGGAUGUCCUGGAGAGGGAGCACAGAGCUGAGGAACCAUCAAGGACUGGAAAUGACAGCAACACCAUCAAGACCAGGGAACCAGACAAGACUUCCUCCGCUUCCAAGGAUACUUCGUGGCAAAAGAGAACCGAACUGUUCGAGAAGAUGUGCCAAAGGCAUAAAAAAAAUAAGGCCAAAAGGAGCCUGUGUACAGAAGCCAAAACCUCCUCUUCCUCUACCACAAAGCAUUCCUCCACUUCAGCCAAGCAGACUACCUCAGUGAGUAGCUCAAAUGUGGUGAAGAAUGUCACUUCAAUCCCAGGGAAUGCCACAUCAGUGUCACACAAGACAGCUAAGUCAUCAUCUGCUCAGCAACAAAAAUGCUCUAUCGCAUCACCUCUUCCUCUUAAUUUUAAGAUACCAAAAAAGGUUCAACCAAGGCCAGUAGGUAGCACAGGUAGGGAUAAUGAUGCUAGUUCUGCAAACAGAAAUCUCAAACAUGGGACUGAGAUUUCAGCCUCUGGGGCCUCGAGGAGCAACUCCAAGCAGGAAACUGUCCAACAAGCUCACAGCUGUUUGGAUGUUACACCUAGUUGUUCAUCUGAAGGACAAGAUAAGAGGUCAUCUUUGUCAGAUCAACUCCCAGCUACGUCUCAUACCGUCACUGAGCCGUGGUAUGACCAGAUGCAAGUGGUUGAAGAGCUACAUCUUGCCCGUUCUGAGAAGAGAUUGGAGGUGAAUGUAAUGCAAAGCUAUGGAGAAUUAACCUGUAUGGACAUAGACCUUCCAGAAGAGGGAGCUGCAGACACAUGUAAACAACCUCCUCAGCAAGACCUAAUCCUUGUUUUGGACACCAACAUUCUCCUCAGUCACCUGGAUUAUGUGAAAAAGAUCAGAUCUCACGGCCUUGGAGCCUUGGGAUUCCCUAUAGUCCUGAUCCCCUGGGUGGUGCUUCAGGAGCUGGAUUCCCUAAAACGGGGGAAAGGCCUGUCAGGUUCUGUGGCCCACCUGGCAACUCCUGCCAUCUCUUACAUUUACAACUCUUUGAAGAAUCGGGAACCUCACCUCUGGGGACAGUCUAUGCAGCAGGCCGCUGAGAGCAGCAAUGGUCUGAAUGCUGAGAAUAAUGAUGACAGGGUGCUGCAGUGCUGCCUGCAAUACCAGAGUCUCUACCCAGAGUGUGCUCACAUUCUAUGCACUAAUGAUAAGAACCUAUGCAGUAAGGCCCUCCUGAGUGGGGUGAAGGCCCUCAGCAAGAGUGAUUUAGAGGCAGAGGUUGGAAGAUCCAGACAUGGCUUUCAUCCUCUGCAAAACAUUAAGACUCCCAUGCUGCCUCACAUCAGCCCUCCUGUCUCCUCACCAGUGCCAAGGAGGAGCUACACGCCAGUCCAGCCACACAGUCAAGAGAGAACAGGCAUUUCUGAAGAGAAAGAUGACAAGCGGCUGACCAAAAGAGAGGAUGAAGAGAAGACAAACUGGGACCGUGGCUGUGUUUCUGAAAUAGAAGACUGCCUGCGAGAGGUGCUGUCUGAUGUGUUAGAGGUGGAGAUGAAGGCUGCUUACCAAGAGCUCUGGCUAGAGAUAGUUUACCUGAAACCACCAUGGACUCUUCAAGAUGUCCUGCAUUGUUUAAAAAAGCACUGGAUUGCUGUUUUUGGACACAUUGUUCCACGGAGGAAGCAGCAAACUGUUUUAAACCUCAUCGACUUCUUCAACUCAGGUGAAACUGCGGACUGUAGCGCUACCUCAGCGGCCCUCCAAGAAGCUAAGGAGCUUGUGAAAGCGUUUGGGAAAAGUUCAAGCCGUGUUCCCAGUGCCAUCUCCAUAAUGGACAACAUUUACAAUAAGCUACAACCGCAGUGGGAAUCUCCUGCCUGUGAUGUUGUCAUGAAUGAUGAUGAUGAAGACAAACAACCCACAUCUGCUCAGGUUUCUCACCAGGAAGUAUGGGCCCUGUUUGAGAACAUCUGGGCUAAUGUGUUCCAAUUAAGCUUAGAAGUGUUCAAAGCUCUGGGCUUUGACCCUCACACCAUGCAGAGGGCUCAAUCAGUAGGAGGCCCUCCGCCACCACAGGACGCUUUGGUCUGUUUGCACAAACUGUCCUCCAUGGUCUCACAGCUGCUCCAAGCCUUCAGCAGUGUCUUGUCCUCAGCUCCUGGUUUAGAGGAAGUCCAGACACUGCUCGGCAUCAUCCACUCUAAUAAGAUUGUUGAUGUGGAUUCCAGAUUGACAGCAAAAGACCUUCUAGAUUGUUUCUCACAACAAGACUACAGGGAGAAGCUGAGAGUUGGAGGGAACCAGUUAAUGGGGCUGAAAGAGGCCCUGGAUCGUUGUGUCGGGACCUCAGGUCAACAAAUCCCCUUUACCACAUCACUGUCCUGACUGGAUCAGAAUCAGGGAGUCUGCACAUCAGCCAAACAGAUGCGCUGAAUAGACGAUAUCCUUUACUUGAA